AUGCAGUCCUCGCCGGGGUGCCCGACGCCCCUGCUCCCGGAGUUCUCCACGGAGCUCGCGCGCCUCAAGACGCAGCUCGGGCAGACCGCCGACCGGUGGGCGCGCGCCCACCUCGCGGAGCUCGGCGACGCCGCAGCGGCCAGGGUGCUCCGGACGGUCGCCGAGACCGGACCCGGUGUGGAGCUGUCCGCCUUCAUGAACCACCUCGCCAGCAGAGGCCAUGCAACAAGAACGCCAUGA
Miscanthus lutarioriparius is the source of this 240-nucleotide messenger RNA. The record is from the annotation of a GenBank genome assembly. NCBI's taxonomy places the organism in Eukaryota, Viridiplantae, Streptophyta, Magnoliopsida, Poales, Poaceae.